Molecule: messenger RNA, 1305 nt
Organism: Diaporthe amygdali
Lineage: Eukaryota; Fungi; Ascomycota; Sordariomycetes; Diaporthales; Diaporthaceae
Exons: 9
Coding region: 1-1305 (434 amino acids)
Molecular function (GO): flavin adenine dinucleotide binding; acyl-CoA dehydrogenase activity
Source: RefSeq, a predicted model, not a curated record
AUGUCAGUUCUAUCAGAAAUUGUGAAGAGCAAAUGGUUAUAUGGCUCGAACUUGCCUUUUGCAGAGCCUGCAUGGGCGCGCGGCUGCCCGAGCCCGUACUAUCGAGACAGCCACAGAAGGCUCCGCCAGGCGAUGCGAUUCUGGGUCGAGAAGAACCUGAUUCCGCAUGUUCAGGAUUGGGAAAAGACGGCGUCGAUCCCGGACUGGAUCUACAAGAAAGCUGCCGAUGAUGGUCUUUUGAUGCCAAUCGCUGCAGGGCCGACCAUUCCUACUGACUGGAAAGGAAAAUAUCCCAUCAUUGGCGACAUUCCGGCAGAAGAAUGGGACGGCUUUCAUGAUCUGAUUGUCCACGAUGAGAUAGGGCGCACGGGUGGUAUAGGGCUCGAGAACGGGUUAUUUGGUGGCACGUUCACAAAUUCGGGUCGGCGAAGCUGCAACAAACACGUGAUCUCAGGAAAGACCCGAAUAGCACUGGCCAUCACCGAGCCCGAUGCAGGCUCGGACGUCCGCGGCCUGAAGACAGAAGCGGUACUAUCCGACGACGGGACCCGCCUAAUCGUCAAUGGCCAGAAGAAGUGGAUCACGGGAGGCAUGUACGCGAAGUACUUCCUCACGCUCGUGAAGGAGUGUAAUGGCGACUUUACCCUCGUAGUAGUGCCACGCGUAAAAGGCCUGUCUACGAGACACAUGGAGAUGUCGGGGUCCACGACCGCCGGCACGGCAUUUGUGGAGUUCGACGACGUCGAGGUCCCGCUCGACAUGGUAGUUGGCGAACGCGGCAAGGGUUUCAAGUACAUUGUUUCGAACUUCAACCAUGAGAGACUAUUUAUUGCGAUGCAGUCGGUGCGAUGCGCACGCGUAUGCUUGGAAGACUCAAUCGAGUACGCACUGAGCCGGGAAACAUUUGGAAAGAAACUCACGGAUCAUCCUGUCAUCCGAUUAAAAUUUGCCAACAUGAGCAGAGAGACUGAAUCAUUGCAGUCGUGGCUCGAGAGCUUGAUCUACCAACUCGGCCAUCUCUCCACCGCUGAAGGUGAAUUCCUCCUGGCCGGUACCACAGCUCAGAUCAAGGCCCACAGCGGAAUCGUGUUGGAGCACGUAGUGCGAGAGGCCAUCCAAAUUAUGGGUGGCAUCGGCCUGACCAGAGGAGCAGGCCGAGGGGAGCGCGUGGAACGGAUCUGGAGAGAUGUCAAGGCUAUCACGGUGCCUGGAGGCAGCGAGGAGGUGAUGCUUGAUCUGGCGACUAGGCGUGCGCUCAGUGUCACGGCAAAGCUUCGCAAGUCAGGAUCCAAAACGAGACUGUAA